Nymphaea colorata (pocket water lily) is the source of this 2207-nucleotide messenger RNA. RefSeq names its product granule-bound starch synthase 1b, chloroplastic/amyloplastic-like. Gene Ontology annotation, molecular function: alpha-1,4-glucan glucosyltransferase (UDP-glucose donor) activity. The coding region runs from base 198 to 2057 and encodes 619 amino acids. The transcript is spliced from 13 exons. The record is from RefSeq and is a predicted model, not a curated record. Lineage: Eukaryota; Viridiplantae; Streptophyta; Magnoliopsida; Nymphaeales; Nymphaeaceae.
CAUGGCCUGGGUGGUUCAUCUCCAACGUGACGACACUGUCAUGGUCCACUACUCUGCUACAAAUAGUGGAGUUUGUCACAGUCCGAUCUUCAUCCUUCCUGGCAUUUCCUUCUCUUUCUGUUCAUCUCCAAAAGGAAGAAACAAACUGAACUUAGUCUCUCGGUCCCUGCUGUUACAGAGUCGGCUAGAAAGCUCGAAUGGCAACAUUGAAUGCUGCGCCCCUGAUAUCAGGUGCCUCCUAUUUCAACUGCGUUGGUGCCUGUAACUCAAAGGUAGUCCCAUCUGCAAAUAAUGCUGCUGUUCACAGAAGGCCGCAUCUUCACAGGCAGAAGCUGAAAUCCUACAGUGGGUUGAGAUCUUUCAGUGUUACGAACUCACAGAGCGAUGCCUUAGCGAUUCAAGGCCAUGUGGCCAAAACAGCAUCUAAGCAGGAGAGCAGAAGAUCUAAAAGUGUGAUUGAGUGCAGUGGAGGAAUGAGUUUGGUGUUUGUGUCAGCAGAGGUGUCGCCAUGGAGUAAAACUGGAGGACUUGGUGAUGUCUUAGGAGGGCUCCCACCUGCAAUGGCUGCAAGGGGUCACCGUGUAAUGACGAUCUCUCCUCGCUAUGAUCAGUACAGUGAUGCAUGGGAUACCAAUGUAUUGGUCCAGGUGAACGUGGGAGACAGAACUGAAACUGUACGUUUUUUCCACUGUCAUAAGAGAGGAGUUGAUCGUGUUUUUGUUGAUCACCCAUGGUUCCUUGCUAAGGUUUGGGGUAUAACUGCUGGCAAGCUAUAUGGCCCUACGACGGGAGUGGAUUAUCAAGAUAACCAGCUAAGGUUCAGCUUGUUGUGCCAGGCAGCAUUGGAAGCACCAAGAGUGCUCAAUCUGAAUAGCAAUCAAUAUUUUUCUGGUCCAUAUGGAGAAGAUGUUGCAUUCAUUGCCAACGACUGGCACACUUCUCUGCUUCCUUGCUACCUGAAAAGCAUGUAUAAAUCAAGAGGAAUGUACCAAAAUGCCAAGGUCGCAUUUUGCAUCCACAAUAUUUCCUACCAAGGUCGGUUUGCGGCCCCUGACUUUGAACUUCUGAAUCUGCCUGACUACUUCAGGAGUUCUUUUGAGUUCACAGAUGGGUAUUCCAGGCCUGUGGCUGGCAGGAAGAUCAAUUGGAUGCAGGCUGGAAUUCUGGAAGCGGACAAGGUUCUAACAGUGAGCCCAUACUAUGCACAGGAACUGACGUCCGGGUCAUCUAAAGGGGUGGAAUUGGAUAAGGUCAUUUGCAGAACUGGGAUAACAGGCAUAGUGAAUGGAAUGGACGUAAACGAGUGGAAUCCCGAGACAGACAAGUAUAUUGAUGUCAACUACGAUGCUACAACAGUCCUCAAGGCAAAGCCUGUGUUGAAAGAAGCACUUCAAGCAGCUCUCGGACUACCAGUGGACCGAAACAUCCCGUUGUUUGCAUUCAUUGGUAGGCUAGAGGAGCAGAAAGGUUCUGACAUUUUGGUAGCUGCUGUGCCAGAAUUUAUCGGAGAGAACCUUCAGUUAGUUGCUCUUGGAACCGGGAAGAAACACAUGGAGAAUCAGAUUGAACAGUUGGGGUCCACGUACCCACAAAACGCUAGAGGAAUAGCCAAAUUUAAUGCUGCCUUAGCCCAUAAGAUGCUAGCAGCAGCUGACUUUCUUUUGAUUCCCAGUAGAUUUGAACCUUGCGGCCUUGUCCAGCUACAAGGAAUGAAAUAUGGAACGGUGUGCAAUGCUGCAACAACCGGAGGACUGGCCGACACUAUUAGAGAUGGGUUCACAGGAUUCCAGAUGGGUCCCUUCAAUGUCAAUUGUGAGGCUGUUGACCCAGCAGAUAUAAGGGCGCUUGCAAACUCAGUGAGGAGGUCAUUGGCCAUCUACAGGACACCUGCUCAUGAGGAGAUGAUCCAGAAUUGCAUGGCUCAGGAUUUUUCGUGGAAGGGUCCUGCCAGGAAAUGGGAAGAGACACUGCUGAACCUUGGAGUUCCAGGUAGCCAACCUGGUUUUGAAGGGGAGGAGAUCUCACCACGAGCUGAACACAAUAUUGCUAGGCCUUGAAUAAGUAAAUUACCUAUAUUUAUGCCAACAAUAAAAGUAUUUCCAUGGAGAAUAUACUGUAAGACAGAGUUUGUUACAUUCUCAUUUGCAUGUAAACCGAUACAACUUCGUUCUCUUGGUAUAAUACCCUUAUAAUUGUUUCCAUCGAAA